Messenger RNA from Naegleria gruberi, 912 nucleotides. RefSeq lists its product as uncharacterized. Lineage: Eukaryota; Heterolobosea; Eutetramitea; Acrasida; Naegleriidae. The record is from RefSeq and is a predicted model, not a curated record. Bases 1 to 912 code for a protein of 303 amino acids. The transcript has a single exon.
AUGUGCUUGUUCGGAAUUGAAAAGAUUACUCAAGGAAUUGCCUCUUAUUGUUCAUCGUUGAAUGAUGUGAGAGCUGUGGGCAGUGUUUGUAAAUCGAGUCAUCAAGCAGUGUUUGUAUCUAGUGGAUCGGAGAGUGUUAUUUGGAAAGUACAGUAUGAUAGAAUUUCCAAGAAGGCUUCAUCAUUGCCAUCAUCAUCGGGUAAUAAUGAAACAUUUAAAUCUAAAUUAAUGAAAUUGGUUAUCAAUGAAAAGUUUACCAAAAUGAAAUCGGUCUUCUCUGCAAAGAAGGGUCAAUAUAUUCUCUUACAAGAUAUUGAAUUUCCAUCAAAAUUUACAUUGUUGGAAAAGAAUUCUUUAUUAUUAGUGGAUCAACUCUUCACCUUUUUAAAUGUCAAUAAUAAGAAUAAGGGACAUGGUGAUAGAAUUUCUAAGUGUUUCCUUGUGAUUGUUAGAUGUUUGGUUGCUGUGAGUCAAUUCCACUCUUCGGAAAAGUUAUUGGAUUUAUUCAAGAAAGUGGUGAACAAGUUUAUUGAAUUAUUUGGAUCUCAAUUCCAUGAUUCAUUGGUGGAUUUUGCUCCAAAACAUAAGCCAAGAUCUGUUCCAAAGGAAAAGGCCCUUGCACUCAUCAUUGAAUUGGAACAAAGUGUUGUAGGAGUAUUAUCAUACUUGAUUCUUGUUGAAAAACUCAAUUCAGCAAAUCACAAGGCAGGUCUCUUCUCAAAUUUAUUGGAUUAUCAGGUUAAAGCUCAAAAUGAAGAGUUAAAGUCCACUUUGUGGAAUGUAUUAGUAGAGAUUUUCAAUAAUCAUGCAUCAACUCUUGAAAUUCUGAAGAAAAAGGGUUCCAAAGAUAUCAUUUCAAAUUUAUCAGUGGAAAGUGACGAAAAAACCAAAAUAUUGAGUGUAUUCAAUUGA